GCCUUUUCUUAGAGGAGGAUGUGGCGGUAUUGGGGGCGGGAAGUGAGGGCUCUCCGAUGGGCAACGUGCUCGUAGUCGUAACGCGGCGCCCCGCCCCUUCCGCACAGGCGCCGGGAAGAAGGGGGUGGGGCCACGUGAGUGUCCGCGCCAUCAGGCUCGAGGUGGCGGCGAGGUUCGUUUUCAGUGUAUGGUUUUCCUUGCCCAGCGGUUCUUCUUGGUACCAGCAAUGGAGGGUGUGCGCUGGGCCUUUUCCUGCGGCACUUGGCUGCCGAGCCGAGCCGAAUGGCUGCUGGCGGUGCGAUCGAUCCAGCCCGAGGAGAAGGAGCGCAUUGGACAGUUCGUCUUUGCCCGGGACGCUAAGGCAGCCAUGGCUGGUCGUCUGAUGAUAAGGAAGUUAGUUGCAGAGAAAUUGAAUAUCCCUUGGAAUAAUAUUCGUUUGCAAAGAACUGCAAAAGGAAAGCCAGUUCUUGCAAAAGACUCAUUGAAUCCUUACCCCAAUUUCAACUUUAACAUCUCUCAUCAAGGGGAUUAUGCUGUACUUGCUGCUGAACCUGAGCUACAAGUUGGAAUCGAUAUAAUGAAAACUAGUUUUCCAGGUCGUGGCUCAAUUUCAGAAUUCUUUCAUAUUAUGAAAAGAAAGUUUACCAACAAAGAAUGGGAAACAAUCAAAAGCUUUAAGGACGAAUGGACUCAGCUGGAUAUGUUUUAUAGGAAUUGGGCAUUAAAAGAAAGCUUCAUAAAAGCCAUAGGUGUUGGGCUAGGAUUUGAAUUGCAAAGGCUUGAAUUUGAUAUAUCCCCAUUAAACCUGGAUAUAGGCCAAGUUUACAAAGAGACACGUUUAUUUCUGGAUGGGGAAGAAGAAAAAGAAUGGGCAUUUGAGGAAAGCAAAAUAGAUGAACAUCAUUUUGUUGCAGUAGCUCUUAGGAAACCCGAUGGAUCUAGACAUCAGGAUGUCCCAUCUCAAGAUGAUUCUAAACCAUCCCAGAGGCAGUUCACCAUUCUCACCUUUAAUGAUUUAAUAUCAUCUGCUGUUCCUAUGACCCCUGAGGAUCCUUCAUUUUGGGACUGUUUUUGCUUCACAGAAGAAAUUCUAAUACGAAAUGGUACAAAGUCAUGAUAUGAUAAGUAACAAAGGGAAAUCAAAACUGUUUGUAAUAUUCUGUAUUCACUAAAAAAAAAAAAAAUGCCUGAUAGUAUCAAAUUUUAUUUCACAAACCAGUUGAAAAAAGAAAAACAAAACUUUUCCUAUUAAAAAAGCAUACUCCCAGUUCAAGAUAGCUGAGUAGAAUACAUGUUUAUCUUUUCUUCCUUCCCAGAAUCACAUUGGAUUGACAGAAGAGAUAGAAAGGGUGGCAGAAUCUUAAAGUGACACAGGCAUACCUCAUUUUAUUGUGCUACGCUUUAUUGUGCUUCACUUUAUUGCAUUUCACAGGUGUUGCAUUUUUUACAAAUGGAAGGCAAGACCCUCCACUAGCAAAAAGAUUACGACUCGCUUGAUUACGAUGGUCUGGAACAGAACCUGCAGUAUCUCUGAGGUAUGCCUGUACAUGCUUAUUGUAGAAAAAAAUAGAAAAUGCAAAUACGCACAAAGAAAACGUUUAAAUUCCUAUCUUUCAGAGAGAGCUAUUUCAGAGAUAACUGUUUCUAAAACCUGGAGUAUAUUUCCAGACCUUUCUCUUGGUAAAUGAAUCCAUAUUAAUAUACUUUUUUUUUUUUAAUAUGGGAACAUACUGUUUUGUAAUUUUUUUUUCUCUUAACUGCACAUCUGCUGUUCAUAAAAAUAUACUUCUGUGGCAAAACUUUUACUGGCUCUAAAGUACUGUAUUGUGUGGUUCAUAUCAGGAUGCUUUUGAUCAGAGGUAACAGUGUCCAAAUCAAAUUGACUUAGUAACCAGGAACAUUUGUUAUCUCACACAACACACAGUUCAGAGGUGUCAUUAAGGACAGUGUUUUUUGCCUCGGCCUCAGUUUGUUUUGCCUUAGGCUUGUCUCCCUUGUGGUCAGUCAUAAGAGUUGCUGCUAUAACUUCCAGCUUCAUAUCUUCAUAAAAUUGCAUCUAAAAGAAAGGCCAAAAAAAAAAAAGGAAAGGCCAUUUUUCCUCACAUCUCAUUUUUGUCCAUAAGGAGUACAUGUCCCACAAGCCCCCAGAAAAUUUCCUCUCUGUUUCCCUUGACUCAGAUCAGGUCACCGUGAAAGCUGAUCUCUGACAUGAUUAGCCUCUGUGGUAGUGGCCUCUUGGGAAGGGAGAAGCUGAGACGAAGUUGUGGGAAUGGCAUUGAGGGGAAGGAAGCCCAUUGCCUGCCGAAAGGGUGGUGUGCCACAAAUUUGCUCAUUUUUUUCCUCUUAGAUAUUUUGAUUGUCUGCAGAUUUUACUGUAAGCAGUGGUGUAGUGAAUGUCCUUAUAACCACAUUUUGAGGUACAUGUUUAAUUAUGUCCUUGAGAAAGUUUCUGCAAGUAGAAUGAUUGGUUCAAAGAGAUUAAAAACGUUUAGUAAGUAUUGUCAAAUUGCUCUUCAAAAAGGCUGUACAGUUUACACUGCCAGUUAGUUUUAUAUGUGUGACACCCUUUCACCCCCCGCCCCCCCGCCCCCACACACACACCUACAUACUCCUUGGUCAACUGUAGAUGCUGCCUUUUUUUUCUAAUUUAAUCGUUACAAACAUAAAUGAAAAAUGGUUCCUUAUUUUUAAAAUUUGUAUUUCUUUCAUUACAAAUGAGGUUGGUAUGUCAGUGUUGUUAUUGGCUAUUUGUAUUUCUUUCUUUUAUGAACGACCUGUUCAUUGUCUUUGCCUGUUUUAUUUUAGUAAAUAGGACUUAAUUUAAAGUGGGAACAUAAUAUAUAAGAUGCCAAGACCAUCAUAUUGAUGACAGAAUCUAUUAUAUGGUUGUAGUGCAUGUCUUGGGGAGUUAAAGUCUUAUUAUUGUUAAAUAUCAAGAAGUGAAAUAAUUUCAUUGUUUCUGUUACUAAAAUUGAAAGUUGUGUGUAAAUUGUAUAAAAUCAGAUACUUUGCUUAGUAAAAAAAAUUUGGAAUGUUUUAUAAUUUCUUUAUUUUAUUAAGCAUGCCCACAUAUUCCAAGCAUAGUAAAUAAUGUGUUUAAAAAGGUGAAGUAGCAUUUGUAAUAGAGGAAACAUUGUUACCCCUAGCAUGAAUGUAAUGUGAUAUAAAAAACUGUCAUCUGUCUUGUCAUUAUAAUAAUAAAUUGAUUAACAUUAUUGAAUUUUUAUGA
Molecule: messenger RNA, 3229 nt
Organism: Rhinolophus ferrumequinum (greater horseshoe bat)
Lineage: Eukaryota; Metazoa; Chordata; Mammalia; Chiroptera; Rhinolophidae
Gene: AASDHPPT
Product: aminoadipate-semialdehyde dehydrogenase-phosphopantetheinyl transferase
Exons: 6
Coding region: 188-1117 (309 amino acids)
Cellular component (GO): cytosol
Molecular function (GO): holo-[acyl-carrier-protein] synthase activity; magnesium ion binding
Source: RefSeq, a predicted model, not a curated record